GCGACUUCCAAGCCAGCCUGGACUACAUAAAGAGACCCUGACUCAAAAACAAAACAAAACAUCACAGCACUGGCGAUUUACAAGCGUGCCUAGCAACAAGCUGGACUACAAUCCCCAGCAGACUCCUGAUCCGCGGCCAUCGCCAGCCACCUUCGAGUUAUCUGGGAAUUGGGAGUCUUGAAGCCCACAAAGGGCGAGUCCCGAGUUUCUCGCCCACGCGCGAGGGGGACACAUAGUCUGGAGAUUCCUGGUGGAGGGAACACCCGCUCGUAGCCUUGGCUCCCUCUGGUCUCAAAAGCCUCAGAAGAAGGGGGGGGGGAGCACCUAAUGUUGGAGGAGUCUCCAAAAUCUCCACAGAGGGGGCGGGCCGCGACGCUGACACACCGGCCAGGAAUGCAGUCGAGUCACCCUGUCUCGCCACCGUCCCGCGGCUCCACCCGCCACCCCACGCGCUGCAGUCCUGCUGGGAAGGGGCGUGGGCACAUCCCCCAAAUCCCAUGUCCACGUGCCGCUGUUUACUUGGGCAGAAAGAGACCGACCAGCUGCUCCUCUACCUGCCUUGGAACCGUGGGGAAUACUUCUCAUUCGGGACGCUAAGUCCACGAGGGCAUCUACAAGUCUCACCCUACACUAACACUCACCCCGUUGCAAGCCAGGCUCUGGGGCUCUGGGGCUCUCGGGUCCGAGGCUCCUCCCCCGACCCUGCAGGCUCCUCCCCCUCGGUUUCCCGCUUCCCCUAGACUUCAGAAGCUCCGCCUCUGAUUGGUACUGAAAAUGAUCCGCUCGUCCGCUUUUCUCUAUUAUCCGACCUGGUUCAGUCAAACCUUUCACUUUCGCCGCACCCGGGACAUCCGAAGAUACACUCUAGCUUUGAAAGUACAAUCGUGACAACCAGAAUUCUUACCUAGCUUUUUCAAGAAUGCUGCACAAUCGAUCCUCUGUCUCUUUAAAAGUCGAGGCCUAGGUGGGCCACUGCCCCUUUAAGACCGUGUUGGAAGGAACCACGUGAGCAAAGCUGUCGGGGGAGCAGACACUUUGAGAUCCGAGCUAGCUUGCAUUUCUGACGAACAGGGAAUUGAUUUCCCCCUGCAGGGCAUUGUUGCAAAAUUGAUCAUUCAUAUGCUGUGUGAAGUUUAAAAGUGGAGGUUAGCCGGGUUCUGCAAACAGUGACAGCGCCGAGCCACGGCCCGGCUCUCCUACGCAUCUUGGGUGCUUCCGGAUGCGGCUCUACCCCUAGGGUCCACGUGGUGGGGCAGCGUUCCGCGCAGGUCCUGCGUGGGCUCCUCCAGAGUUGAGAUGGAGGGUACCCCGGCCUGCGGUGCCACUCGGUUCUCCUGCCCUCCCCACUUCACGGCCAUGUCUCCAGACUCGGACCCUCCCCGUUUCUCCUUGGAGGCGCUUACCGGUCCAGAUACAGAACUGUGGCUUAUCCGAGCCCCUGCAGACUUCGCCCCACAAUGCCUCAAUGGGCAUCGUGUGCCUCUCUCUGGCUCCAAGACUGUUAAGGGCAAACUGGAUGGCAAGAAGCACCGAUACCGGGUCUUUACCAGCAGCCCUCCGGCUGGAGAAGCCACCUUGCUCGCAUCUUCAACAGAGGCGGGUGGCAGACUCACCUGCACCCCGGCCCCCAACGGGAGCUUAAGGAUCAUGGAGGGUCCGCAAGAAUAUCUUAUCUCUCGGGUCCCUCUGCAGCCAAUCCCCACAAGUCUGCCCCCUCAGAUCCCCGCUGGCCUGCGGCCUCGCUUCUCCGCCUUCGGAGGCAGCCCUCCUGUCACGGGACCAGGGUCAGCCUCGCCUCUGAGGUCACCCACUUCAGGGAAGAAGAGAAAGAAGAGAAAGGGUGCAGAGACCUCAGACACCCAGGAGGCUGUGAACAGGCACGGGGCCAUGGAAGUGGAAACAGCGUUGGGUAACCUAGGGAUGGAUGUGAAGAAGAGAAAGAGGCAUCAUGUGGAGGGGGAGGAGAUGAAGGCGAUGGAGCCCGUGGCAGAGCUGCCAGUCCCAUCUGCCACCAGCAACAAGAAGAGGAAGAAGUCCAAGGGGACAGAGACACUCCAGGAGGAAGAGGAUCCAGGGCACACAGAACCUGUGGCUCAAACAGAGCCUCCUGAGGGGACCUUCCUGGCGUCCACCAAAAAGAGAAAGAGGCGUAAGGAAGCUGAAGGGACAGAGGAAGUGGCCGGCACUAUGGCUGGCUCUCAGCCACAGGUCAUUGUGGAACCCCACGAGGAAACCAUCCUACAGUCCCCCACAAAAAAGAGGAAAAAAGAAAAGAGACAGAAUUUGGUGAUGGAGGCAGAGAUGGGGCUCCCUGGAGUGCUCAUGGAGACUGAACUUUCAGAACAUGGGCUUCAGGCUGAAGUAGCUCCUAUGUUCACCAAGAAGACAAAGAAGAAAAAGGGAGGGGGCUGGAGAGAUGGCUCAGCAGUUCAGAGCACUGACUGCUCUUUCAGAGGUCCUGAGUUCAAUUCCCAGUAACCACACGGUGGCUCACAACCAUCUAAUAAGAUCUGAUGCCCUCUUCUGGUGUGUCUGAAGACAGCUACAGCAUACUUAUAUAUAAUAAAUAAAUUUAAAAAAAAAAAAAAAGAAGAAGAAGAAAAAGGGAAAGUGGGUGGAUGAGGCCUUGCCUUGCCGGCAGAGGUGACAGAGUCUGCACUUCCAGAUGACUUUGAGCCCCACAGGGCUCUAGCA
Mastomys coucha (southern multimammate mouse) is the source of this 2694-nucleotide messenger RNA. RefSeq names its product CD3e molecule associated protein (gene Polr1g). NCBI's taxonomy places the organism in Eukaryota, Metazoa, Chordata, Mammalia, Rodentia, Muridae. The transcript has 3 exons. The record is from RefSeq and is a predicted model, not a curated record. Gene Ontology annotation, biological process: transcription by RNA polymerase I. The coding region runs from base 1297 to 2478 and encodes 393 amino acids.